Messenger RNA from Malurus melanocephalus (red-backed fairy wren), 2138 nucleotides. It is a transcript of the gene RAI2, whose product is annotated as retinoic acid induced 2. The transcript has 2 exons. The coding region runs from base 272 to 1957 and encodes 561 amino acids. Gene Ontology annotation, biological process: animal organ development. Gene Ontology annotation, cellular component: nucleus. The record is from RefSeq and is a predicted model, not a curated record. Lineage: Eukaryota; Metazoa; Chordata; Aves; Passeriformes; Maluridae.
CGCUCCCCGGCCCGCCCGGCGCGGGGGGAGCGGGAGCGGUACCGGGCAGGGCAGGGCGGCGCGUCCCGGCGGCGGCGGCGGCCGCGCUUGACAGAGCGGGCGGCGGCUGCGGCCCCAUGGAGCCGAGCUAGGGGCUGCCGCACCCUCCACCGGAGGCCAAAUUAUGUGGGUGCUGAUGCUCGUGGCAGCGUGGAGCGGCCGUGGGUCCCAGUGACAGCGAUGUAGAGGUGCUGCUGGCGGAGCCCAAGGAGCSCUGGAAGAGCUGUGCGACAUGGAAGAGCUGUACAAGGAUGCCCCAAACCUGCCCAUGGAUGUCACCAACUCGCCCUCGGCGAUGGCCAACAACAAGCUGGAAAAUGGGGUGGCCCAGCUGAUCACGGCAGAGGCCUGGAACAUCAACUCGGCCGACCUGAUGAAAAAAGCSCUUUCGCCACUGGUGACGGUCCCCGCGCCCUCCAUGCUGACGCCACCGGCCGAGUCGCAGAGCGGGGUGGCGCUGAAGGUGGCGGCCACCGUUCUGCAGCCCAUCUGCCUGGGGGACAGCCCGGUGGUGCUGCCCAUCCACCUGCAGCUGGCCGGCAGCGCUGCCCCGCAGGUGGCGGCCACCAACAGUGCCACCACCCCCUAUGUGAUGACCACGCAGGGCCCGGUGCCGCUGCCCGUGCUCCUGGAGCAGCAYGUCUUCCAGCACCUCAACUCGCCGCUGGUGCUGCCCCCGGGCACCGCCUGCCCCGCCAGCGCCCUGCACGCCGGGCUGUUCCCCGGCACCGCCGCCCCGGCCGGGCAGCCGCAGCUCCUGGACCCCGCCAAGCCCUCGGGCCCAGCGCAGGAGCCCGUCCUGCCCCCGGUGUUUCCGAGCCCGGGCUUCGCCGCCGUCCUUCAGGACCUGUUCCCGUCSCAGGGCGCGCUGGGCUCGGCCCCGUGCCCGCCACCCCCGGAAUACGCCACCGUCCCUCCGCAGCCCUUCAGCUCGCCGCUGUCCCCGCUGGUGCCCCCGGCCACGCUGCUGGUGCCCUACCCGGUGAUCGUGCCGCUGCCCGUGCCCAUCCCCAUCCCCAUCCCCGUSCCCAUCCCCGUCCCGCACGGCGCCGAGCCCAAGGCGGCCCCUGACCCGCCCAAGCCCACGCUCUUCACCCCGCAGCCCUGCAAGGGCACCCAGACACCGCUGGACAAGGAGGAGACCAAGCCCCUGGAGCUGCUGCAGGCGCGGCAGUUCCCGCAGCUCAGCCGCCACACCGUGAUCAAGAUGGGCGGGGAGAAYGAGGCCCUGGACCUGUCCAUGAAGGGACCGCCCGCCCCUCGGGCCAGCGAGGCGGCUCCUCCGGCUGAGGAGGGGGCUCUGGACUUGUCCCUGGGCUGCUGCCGCAAGCCGGGGAUGGUGCACGGAGAGGCGGCCGGGUCUGGUCCCACCAUUGCCGGCGAGAGCGGUGCUCACCCUCACCCCGGGCCGGACAAGCUCCCCGGGCCGGACAAGCUCCCCGCGCCGGACAAGCUCCCCGGGCCGGACAAGCUCCCCGCGCCGGCCGCUCCUUUCUGCAGAGCCCCGGAGGCGGCGGGCACGGCCGAGCUGCUGCGGCAGCCGCACAAGUGGCUGCUGGAACCGGGCCGGGCCGGCUGCGAGCCCAAAGCCGCCAACAACAUCGAGAUCGUCAGCACCUCGCAGACCGCCAAAGUCAUCGUSUCCGUCAAGGAUGCCGUGCCCACCAUCUUCUGCGGCAAGAUCAAGGGCCUGUCGGGGGUCUCCACCAAAAACUUUUCCUUCAAAAGGGACCUGCCCCAGGACUCGGUGCUGCAGUGCUACGAUGUGAAGAGCCCGCCCGAGCCCCGGGACAGCGCCGAGACCCUCAGGAAACCCGUCAAAAACAGGAGCGUAAAGCUAAAGAAAAUGAACUCGCCGGAGAUACAUAUUCUUCCAAUCAAGAAGCAACGGCUGGCUGCCUUUUUUCCAAGAAAGUAAAUUAUGGGUUUUUAGAAUUUUAAGAUUAUUAUGAGAAGAAGAAAAAAUAAUAAAAAAGAUGCACUUGGUUUUAAACUCAUUUAAAACUUUAAACUAUCUUUGUAAGUUAUUUUUGGGGGAAGAGGGAGAGGAUCAGAUGUAGAGUCCCUAUAAGCUGGGUUGGUUUGGUUUUUUUUUGGUU